Molecule: messenger RNA, 1638 nt
Organism: Larimichthys crocea (large yellow croaker)
Lineage: Eukaryota; Metazoa; Chordata; Actinopteri; Sciaenidae
Gene: ttc8
Product: tetratricopeptide repeat domain 8
Exons: 14
Coding region: 96-1613 (505 amino acids)
Biological process (GO): non-motile cilium assembly
Cellular component (GO): BBSome; non-motile cilium; ciliary basal body
Molecular function (GO): protein binding
Source: RefSeq, a predicted model, not a curated record
CGCCAUCCUCUUCCGCCGUUGCCGAGCGACAGAGGAAGCUUCGGUCUCGCCAGCUUUGCUACAUCUCGCUACUUUUACACCGACCAACCAAAGCGAUGGAGGUGACGAUGGACCCUUUGUUUCUGGCGUGGAGCUACUUCAGGAGGCGAAAGCUCCAACAAUGUUCCGAUAUUUGCACAAAAAUAUUACAAGACAGUCCGUACGACCAGGCUGCAUGGAGCUUGAAAACUCGCGCUCUUACCGAGAUGGUAUACAUAGAUGAAGUUGAGGUCGACCAGGAGGGGAUUGCUGAGAUGAUGCUGGAUGAGAGCUCUAUUGCUCAGGUUGCACGACCUGGAACAUCACUGAGACUUCCUGGAACAAGUCAGGGCGGAGGUCCCACACCAGCUGUAAGGCCUAUGACACAAUCAGGGCGUCCUAUAACAGGAUUUGUGAGACCCAGCACACAGUCAGGACGUCCUGGGACGAUGGAGCAAGCCAUUAAGACCCCCCGCACAGCAAGCACUGCUCGUCCUGUCACUAGUGCGUCUGGCAGAUUCAUCCGUCUGGGAACAGCCUCUAUGUUAACUAAUCCAGAUGGACCAUUUAUAAACUUGUCGAGACUGAAUCUGGCCAAGUAUUCCCAAAAGCCCAAUUUAUCCAGGACGCUGUUUGAGUUCAUCUUCCAUCAUGAAAAUGAUGUGAAAAAUGCUUUAGAUUUGGCUGCUCAAGCUACUGAACAUGCUCAGUUUAAAGACUGGUGGUGGAAAGUUCAGCUGGGGAAAUGCUACUACAGGCUCGGUUUAUACCGAGAAGCAGAAAAACAGUUUAGAUCUGCCCUCAACCACCAAGAGGUGGUGGAUACAUAUCUCUACCUUGCAAAGGUAUAUCAGCGCAUGGAUCAACCAAUAACAGCACUCAACCUUUUCAAGCAAGGCCUCGACCACUUUCCCGGUGAGGUUACUCUUCUAACAGGAAUUGCUCGCAUACACGAGGAGAUGAACAAUAUUUCAUCAGCCACAGAGUACUACAAAGAUGUCUUGAAGCAGGACAACACUCACGUGGAGGCUAUAGCUUGUAUAGGCAGCAAUCACUUCUACACUGACCAGCCUGAGAUCGCUCUGCGCUUCUACAGACGGCUCCUCCAGAUGGGGGUGUAUAACUGCCAGCUGUAUAACAACCUUGGCCUGUGCUGCUUCUACGCCCAGCAGUACGACAUGACUCUGUCCUCAUUUGAGAGAGCUCUGGCCCUGGUGGCCAAUGAUGAAGAACAGUCUGACGUGUGGUACAACAUCGGACAAGUGGCUGUGGGCAUCGGGGAUUUGACAUUGGCCUACCAGUGUUUUAAACUGGCUUUGGCUUUCAAUAACGACCAUGCUGAGGCCUACAACAACCUGGCUGUGCUGGAGCUGCGCAAAGGUCGCAUCGAACAGUCUAAAGCCUUCCUGCAGACUGCUGCAUCACUGGCCCCUCACAUGUAUGAGCCACACUUCAAUCUCUCCAUUCUCUCUGAAAAGAUCGGAGACCUCCAGAGCAGCUACACUGCGGCCCAAAAGUCUGAGGACUCCUUUCCCGAGCACGUCGACACUCAGCAGCUUCUUAAGCAACUUCGGCAGCACUUUGCAGCGCUGUGAGCGUCCAACCAUGAAUUUGGAUUGA